AUGUUGCAGGCCCGGCUGUGGCUGCUGCUGGCGCUGCUGGCCGGGCGCUGGCUGUGCCGGGGCCGAGCUGGGCUGUGCCAGGACGGGCUGGAACCGCGAGAGAUCUGGGGAGGGGGCACCAAGUGCUGCCCCCACUGCACCUGGAGGGCAGGAGAUGCCACCCCCUGCGAGGCAUCGCCGGACCACGACUGCAAAUGUCCCGAGGGCUUCGGCUGCUCCGACAAACCCUGCCAGUUCUGCCAGAGACUGCCCCGCUGUGAGCCGGGCUGGGAGCCCCGCAGGAUCGGAACGGAGAAUUUCCAGUUCGAGUGCAAACCCUGCGAGAACGGCUUCUACUCCAGCAGCAGGAACAGCCAGUGCCGCAACUGGACUGACUGUGAGAGCAGCGGGUACGUCACGCUCCGGGCAGGGAACAGCACCCACAACUCCGUGUGCAGCCUUCCCGUGGGACCUCUGGAGAGAGCUUGGAUUCCCCUGGAAUUCCCAUCCAGCACCAUCCUGGCCAUCCUGACGGCUGUGGCCGUGUUUGUGCUCAUCCUGCUCACGUUCCUGCUGCACUUCUGCAUCUGGAGCCUCCGCAGGGACAAGAAAUUCCCAGCUGCAGAUUUGGGACUGAGCUUCCCUCGGCCGCUGCCGCUGCAGGGGGAGGAGUCGCACAGCAUCCAAUUCCCGGAGGAGGAGCACGGCGACAAAACCGCCGAGGAAAAAAUCUCCAGCCUCUCCCUCAAAGUCUACAGCGAGCUCAGAUAACGGGAUCCUGCUCUGGGACCACUGGCAAUUCGGGAUUACAAAAAACAAACAAACAAAACACCAAAAAAAAACCCUCAAAAAAACGGGAACGGGAUGAAUGGGAUGAAUGGGAUGGGGCGUGAAACAUCUCCAUAGAAAAAUGAGAUUUUACAUUUUACACUUCCCAGUUUCCAUCUCCCAGUUUCACAAUUUCAACUUUCCAGUUUCCCAAUUUCCACCUCCCAGUUCACAAUUUCCAUCUCCCAAUUUCCACCUCCCAGUUCCCAAUUUCCAUCUCCCACUUUCCCAGUUUCCAUCUCCCAGUUCCCA
Molecule: messenger RNA, 1059 nt
Organism: Ficedula albicollis (Collared flycatcher)
Lineage: Eukaryota; Metazoa; Chordata; Aves; Passeriformes; Muscicapidae
Gene: TNFRSF18
Product: tumor necrosis factor receptor superfamily member 18
Exons: 6
Coding region: 1-750 (249 amino acids)
Biological process (GO): positive regulation of cell adhesion
Cellular component (GO): external side of plasma membrane
Molecular function (GO): protein binding
Source: RefSeq, a predicted model, not a curated record